Molecule: messenger RNA, 841 nt
Organism: Cuscuta europaea
Lineage: Eukaryota; Viridiplantae; Streptophyta; Magnoliopsida; Solanales; Convolvulaceae
Source: the annotation of a GenBank genome assembly
AGGGGCGCUGCGGUUAGGACUUGAGUAAUGUUACCGUUGCUGCCUGGAAAUUCUUCUCUCCGGCAUCUCAAUCGGGGCCGCUGGAAACUCUCCCCCCACGUGUAUGUCGUGCUUACUCGGUGGCUAUGGGGACUCGGGAGGCUUACGAAGAGAGGUUGAAAACAGGGAAUCUGCAUCAUGAUCCGACUAUCAAGCCUGGACUGGGUUCUGCUCGCUGCCCUCGCUGUCUGUCUCUCUUUAACCUCACCUUUGACAACGCAGAAUGGAUAAUCACACCGGUUUUGCAUGACUUUACUUCGGUGGCUGGCUCUGUAAUGGGUGGAAUGCUUAGCACAGUCUAUGGGUUGAACACAGGUAUCUCCUUUGUUCAGAAGCGUGUUAAGCCGUUAAGGGACCAAAGUGGCUUCCUUUUAUUAUUGGGGUUCCUCCACUUCUGAUGUUUUCUGCAGCUAGUGCAGCAUUUGGUAGUCAUGCACUUCCAAAAUUUACACAGCUCACUGUGACCUCAUAUUAUGCUGCUUCAAGUGCAUCACAUCAUCGUAUAUCAUUGCUUACAAGGCACAUUGAAGAAUCACAUACUGCAGGCACUCAACACAAAAAACUCAGCUGAUUACAUCCAGGUGCACAUAGUGAGAGUCUUCUUUCAGUUUUGUAGCAAAUAUUGUGUAAAUUUGAAUCUAGUCUUAUGAAUACAGUCAAUGUCGUAGUGCUUGACUUAUGGUUGUCUAUGAGUGGAUGUUUUUUGGAUCGGCUAAAUACUUGUUAUUUUUGUUCAGUUCGAUUAAUGUUUUAAAAAAAGUCGUGUUUACUCUUUUUUUACCUUUUUAAAAAAUCCCUUUUU